UGCAGUGAGCAGCCUCUCAUUCUAACACUGCUCCACUGUUACACAUUCACGUUUACACUGAACUAAAUGCAGAAACACUGGAGAGCUCAUGUUGAUGCUGGAUUUCAUUGUGGACUUAAAAUGAAUAUCCUGCAGGUACUUCUCACUGUUCUGUGUUUAAGCAUCGAUAACUCUCAGGGUUUUAACGUGGGGACUUCUGGAGCUAGGAUCUUCUCAGGGUCGGCAGAAGAACAGUUUGGUUACACUGUACAACAGUUUAGCAACAGUCAAGGAAAAUGGCUCCUUGUGGGUUCUCCGUGGAAGGGAUACAAUCAAAAUCGGAAGGGAGAAAUCUAUAAGUGUGAAGUUAACAAGCCUGGAACCAGCUGUCAGGCACUUAACCUUCAGAAUUCUGUCGAUAUGCCAAAAAUCUCCAACAGCAACAACAUCAACAUGAGUCUAGGUCUUACUCUAACUCCAACAACCAAAAACAACGGGUUUAUGACAUGUGGUCCUCUAUGGGCUCAGCUCUGUGGAAGUCUGUACUUCUACCCAGGAAUCUGUGCUGAAGUGAGCCCACAGUUUACGCUCCAGCCGCCCUUCUCCCCUGCCAUUCAAACUUGUGGUAGUUUUAUGGACAUUGCCAUUGUUUUGGAUGGAUCCAACAGUAUAUACCCAUGGGAACCGAUCGUCGCUUUCCUCAAGAAACUUUUGGAAAACUUAGACAUUGGACCUCAAAGCACUCAGGUCAGUGUGAUGCAGUAUGCUGUUGACACCUCGUUCGAGUUCUACCUGAAUUCCUUUCAGACAAAACAGGCCAUGAUUAAAGCAGCUUCAAAUAUUCAGCAGAAACAAGGAUUAGAGACUAAUACUUUCAGAGCCAUUGAUUUUGCCAGAAAGGAGGCGUUCCUAGCCAAAAAUGGAGGUCGUCCUGGGGCCACUAAAGUGAUGGUGGUGGUAACUGAUGGAGAGUCGCAUGAUGCAAAUCUAAGGAAAACAGUUAUUACAGCAUGCGAGAGCCAAAAUAUUACUCGCUUUGGCAUUGCGGUGCUUGGAUAUUAUUUAAGGAAUGACAUUGACACAAGCAAACUCAUCGCUGAGAUUAAGUCAAUAGCCAGUAAUCCGAGCGAGAAAUACUUUUUCAAUGUGUCCGAGGAGGCGACGCUUAUAGAGAUUGUCGGAACUCUUGGAGAUCGAAUCUUCAACAUUGAAGGUGUUGGAAAAGGUACUGCGGAUAAUUUCAAAAUGGAAAUGUCCCAAGUGGGGUUCAGUGCACACCAGACCAGAAAUAAGGAUUUGAUCCUACUGGGAGCAGCUGGUGCAUAUAAUUGGAUCGGGACUGUUGUUCACCAAACUGCUCUGAAAUCAGACAUUUUGCCCAAAACUGCUUUUGAGAACGUCUUGGAAGAUAGAAACCAUAGUUCGUUACUUGGCUACUCUGUCAGCUCUGUGACUGAUGGCUCGUCUGAGUUUUAUGUGGCCGGAGCUCCUCGUGCCGUUCAUAGAGGACAGGUUGUAGUUUAUACUAUUAACAGCCAGGGACAACCUGUCAUCAAAGAUUCACAGAGAGGAGAUCAGAUCGGGUCUUACUUUGGCAGCGUUCUCUGUCCCGUUGAUGUGGACGCUGAUGGUGUGACUGAUCUGCUGCUGGUUGGAGCUCCAAUGUACAUGAGCGAGGAGAAGUCUGAAACAGGACGAGUCUACCUGUUCACCAUUACCAAGGGUAUCUUGAGUAACCAGGGUUUUUUGGAGGGUUCUCAAAAGAACGCUCGGUUUGGGACGGCCAUCACUGUCAUCCCAGAUCUGAACAUGGACGGCUUCAGAGACGUGGUGGUUGGUGCCCCAAUGGAAGGCAAUGGCCAAGGUGCCAUUUACAUCUACUAUGGAGACGGAAAAACCAUCAGAAAGCAGAGCUCACAGAAAAUUAUUGGAACGAAACUGGACCCAGCGAUGAAGUACUUCGGCCGUUCUCUAGACGGCAGAGGAGAUAUGAACGAAGACUCAAUCCCAGAUGUCACGGUGGGGGCUUUUGGGAAAGUCGUCCAACUCUGGAGUAGAGCAGUUGCAGUGGUCACAGCCAAGGUUUCCUUCACCCCUGAUAAGAUUAGUAUCCUGAGUAAACCGUGUCGCUAUAGUGGAAGGCAGGUGUCCUGCUUCAAGGCUAAAGUGUGUUUCAGUGCAACAUUUAAACCAACAAAUCCACUGGAGCCAGUGGAUAUCAAGUACAGCCUGAACCUGGAUGCUGACCUGCAGUCUUCUCGGGUCAGCCCUAGAGGUCAUUUCAGCAACACGGAUCGGGUCAUCCAGAAAGACAUUAGCGUCUCUGCACAGGACAUAUGUGAAGAGCAUGAUGUCUAUGUGCAGGAGACUCCUGACCUCGUCAACUCAAUUGCUUUGCGUGUGGAUGUAGUUCUCAGCUAUCCAGAAGCAAACCCUGUUCUAGACGUCUUCAGUCCUAAUGCGUGGGAGUUUUUUAUCCCAUUCUCAAAGGACUGUGGCCAAGAUGAACUUUGCUUCAGUGACUUGGUACUUAGUGUGGAGAGUGAACAGAAACUUGGCAAAACUCCACUGGUGGUCAGCCAGAACAAGAAAAGACUCUCCUUCACUGUGACAGUGAUGAACAGGAAGGAAAAUGCGUACAAUGCACGUGUGUCAGUCAGCUACUCCAGAAACCUGUUCUACGCUUCUUUUACACAACUGACUGAUGGAACAGAGGUGAAGUGCACUCUGAUAAAAGAUUCAGACACACUCACCUGCCAAGUGAGUUAUCCAGCCCUGAGGACAGACCAACUGGUAACAUUUGUGGUAAACUUUGACUUUAAUAUGAAUCAGCUUCAAAAAGAUGCCAAUGUUGUCUUUGAAGCUUUAAGUGACAGCACAGAGGAAACUCCAGCUGAUAAUAUAAUCUCUGUCUCCAUUCCUGUCCAAUACAACUCUGAGAUCAUCCUCAGCAGAGAAUCAAACUUAAAUGUUUAUUUACUGGAAAAAGAGGACAAUUUUGCAACCACAGUGAAGGAUUACAAGGACAUCGGCCCAGAUUUUAACUUUAAUUUAAAGGUUUCUACAGGAACCGUCCCAGUCAGCCUCAUUUACCUCACUGUCUCGCUGCCUAACAGCACUAGAGCAGGAAAUCCCCUCCUGUAUAUAAACAGCAUUAAACCUUCGCCUGCUGAAAAAAUCCAUUGUGCAGACAGCCAUCAGAUUGACCCUUUUAAGAACGGGCAAAAAACUUAUACAGCCCGAUUCACAGAAGAGAGUUUUAGAGGAACAGAGGAACUGAACUGCAAAACGGCCACAUGCUGGUCAAUGAAAUGCGUCCUGAAGGACCUGGAGGGGAAAAAUGAUUAUUAUGUGAAUGUAACUACAAACAUAUGGAAUGGCACCUUUGCAAUGGCUGAUUUCCUAUACGUCGUGCUCUCUGUGAGAGCUGAUAUAGAGACGUCUCAACCAGACCUACUGUUCAUCGAACAGAAAAACCUGAAGGUUGAAGUCAAAGUGAGCAAACCUGGAGCUAAAGGGGACGUUCCGGUGGGCGUAAUUGCAGGGAGUGUUAUCGGCGGUCUGUUAUUAUUGGCUCUAGCAGUCGCAUUGCUUUGGAAGGUGCUUUAUUUAGCUUUUUUUCCACAAUGUCAGUUCAGUGUACAUCUUGUGUCAUUGUUUUCCUUCAAAAACCAAUGUGUUUAUGUUCAGCUUGGAUUCUUCAAGAGGAAGUAUCAACCGCUGAUGAAGAACGACGAGAAUGCAGCAGAACAUCAGGAACUGCAGGAAAACAGUGAGGCGCCCUAAGAGAUCUGCCGAGACUCAUUUCGAGACUCACAGCUUUCUUCUCUGACACAAAUGGCCAGAACAGGGCUAGAAAGAGUGAAUGAGAGAACUGGAAAUUGCCAGUUUGAUUACAACGCAUCAACUGACAACUGGCAUUCCAAUCCCAUUCAUUUCUCAUGCUUUUUCUCUGCUAGCUGGUGUAUCUUUUGGCACAGUCUUACCACUUCCACCCAUUUCCUGGGUAGUUUACUAGAUCUUUUUGACUAUUGUGACAUUUGAUUAUUGGUGUCAUAUGCUGGCAUAUGAGGAAACGGACCUUUGAGUUUUUAUUUGAACACAUCUGAUCAUUUAUUUUUAUAGUUGAGUACUAAAAUUACCAAUCGCACAAGGCCCCAAUAUAAUUCAAACAAAAUCAAAGAAUGAACUGGUGUGACGUAAUUUUGAACAAACUCAAAAUUAAGUUCGUUUGGUGUUCAUUUCGGGAGUUCGAAACAGCUUGCAAUAGCAAACUUUUUGGAAAAAUUAGUUCUGACUGGUAAACACCUUCGAAAUACGAUUAUGCACUAGCUGUGGCUCCGUUACAAUCUUCUCCUGAUAAUUUCUUCUGUUGUACAGUCCUUGGAGGUCAGACACGAAUAAAAACAUGAACACACCGGAGAGCUGCUGGAGAGUUGUAAUCCUAAUUAAAAAAGACAUAACAUUUUUCAUGUUUAAUACUGUAGCUGCUCUCUUUAAAGCAAUUGUAUAAAGUGCUAUAUAAAUAAACGUGAAUUGAAAAGUGCUGAAUUGCAAACAUCCACAUCGCUAUGAUCAGAUGCUUUCUUAACUGCUGUUUUCUCACCGCUGUCAUUUUAGUCGUGUUUAUUUCGUUGUUGAAAGGAAAGUGUGCAGCACACAUUUACAUAUUCAUCUACAUGUGGGCAGUGUCGGAUGUUUGCUAACAGUAUAGCGCUCCAAACGUAUUUCAAUCUCCUUUUUACCCCUAAGCAUAGAAUAGGAAAAUUUAUUGGAGCCUUUAUGUUAUGUGCUAUAUUAUAUCAGUAUUUUCAAAAUCGUAGUGAAUCCAUUUCAGCAACAACAUAAAAUGAAUACAACAGAGCUUAAAUGUGUUAUGCCCAAAUCAACACACUGUCCAUACUACGCAAGCACCAUGAACAAUUAAUAAGUAAUAAGCAGGGCUACUCUGCAUAAAACAUCAGGGAAACGUGCUAAUACUGCAUGAGAAAAAGAUUGCACAAAUGAAUAAAGUUAGUAAUAACAAACGAUGCAGGCAACACUUUUAAAAACUUAACAUUAUAUCUUAUCUGCUUUUAUUAAUGUACACUGAAAUACUUUGAAAUGUCUUUAAACAUUUUAAUGUAUAGGAAUUACUGAUAAUGCUAACUUUUAUAUGUUUUGAAAUGACAAAGUUAAUAUAAAGUGUUGCCAAUAAAUUGGUAUGAUUUUGUAUUAAUUCAGGGUUUAACUUCUACUGAUAGUGUGACAGGAAAAGGGGCCUGUCUAAGAUUUUCCUUAAUGUUUACAUAAUGUUUUUGCACUGGUACCUUUGUAAGACUUUCUAUUCUUUUACAAGAAGAGCAGAAUAUACUCUUUUGAUUUGUAUUUAUGUUUCAUCAGGUGUUACAGGAAAACUUUGGGCUUUGUAUUUUUUCAAUAAAAACAUCUCAACACUU
This is a messenger RNA of Megalobrama amblycephala (Wuchang bream), 5417 nucleotides long. It is a transcript of the gene itga2.2, whose product is annotated as integrin, alpha 2 (CD49B, alpha 2 subunit of VLA-2 receptor), tandem duplicate 2. The transcript is spliced from 28 exons. The coding region runs from base 67 to 3765 and encodes 1232 amino acids. The record is from RefSeq and is a predicted model, not a curated record. Gene Ontology annotation, molecular function: integrin binding. Gene Ontology annotation, cellular component: integrin complex; external side of plasma membrane. Lineage: Eukaryota; Metazoa; Chordata; Actinopteri; Cypriniformes; Xenocyprididae. Gene Ontology annotation, biological process: integrin-mediated signaling pathway; cell-cell adhesion; cell-matrix adhesion.